Molecule: messenger RNA, 933 nt
Organism: Triticum dicoccoides
Lineage: Eukaryota; Viridiplantae; Streptophyta; Magnoliopsida; Poales; Poaceae
Product: probable CCR4-associated factor 1 homolog 11
Exons: 1
Coding region: 1-933 (310 amino acids)
Cellular component (GO): CCR4-NOT complex
Molecular function (GO): nucleic acid binding; poly(A)-specific ribonuclease activity
Source: RefSeq, a predicted model, not a curated record
AUGUUCCCCAUGUUUCCGCCGCCGCCGAUGCCUUUCUACCAGACGUCCCCAAUGCAGCCGCCGCCGUUCUACUUCCAUGCAGCAGUUCCCGUGCCGUCGUCCGCGGUGCCGGUGCGCUCUGUGUGGGCGUGGAACUUCAGGGAGGAAUCUGACAAGCUCUGCCACCUGGCCUGGAACGCCCGGUACGUCGCCGUCGACGUGCACUACCCGGGCCUCGUCCACCACGCGGACCGGAACCACAACAUCCUCACCGUGGAGGAGCGCUACGCCGUCGUGAAGGCCAACGUGGACGCGCUCAAGCCGCUCCAGGUCGGCAUCGCGCUCCGCGACGGCCACGGCCGGCACCUCGGCGCGUGGGAGUUCAACCUCCGCGACUUCUGCCCCGUGUCCGACCCGCACGACGAGGGCUCCCUCGCGUACCUCACCGGCCGCGGCCUCGAUGUGGACAGGCUCCGUGUCCGCGGCCUCAGCGCCAAGAUGCUCAGGGAGAAGCUGCUGCGUUCCGGCCUGUUCGACCCUCGGUGUGCCGCGCGAUCGUGGAUCACCUACGCCGGGGCGUACCACAUUGCGUACCUCCUCAAGAUUGUCACCGGCGGCGCCCCGCUGCCGAAGGACAUGGCCGGGUUCGUCGGCGCCGUUCGGCGUUACCUCGGCGACCAGGUCUACGACGUCGCGAGGAUGGCGGCCGACUGCCCGGCCAUGCCGCUGGGGCUGGAGCGCAUCGCUGAUCACCUCGGCUUCCAUCCGCCGUUGGGGAGCCCUCGCCUCGCGGCUGCCGCCGGCGUGCACGCGCUGCAGGUCUUCAUGCGGCUCAAGUACAGUGAGUUGGGCGGCGACGUGGAGAGACACCGAGGCCUGCUUCAUGGCCUGCACCAGCACUACGUCGUCGACAAUCUAAAUUCCUGCAGCGUUGGACUGAAACAGUACUUCUGA